UGUUUUUCAGUGUUCAGCGUGUUCAGUGAUACGGUAAAAUCGGUAAAAGAGAAGAAUCCUCCGUGCACGACAGGAGAAUGGAUUUUUCGGCCCACGCGACAACACAUUGCGCUUCAAUAGCAAAUAUGGCAGGCAGAGGUGUACAUGAUAAUAAUAGAUAUGGAGGAGAGCGGGCCCGUAGACCGCUUCCAACGGAACCACCGUACAUUGCGUACGUGGGAAAUUUACCGCAGGGCGUUGUUCAAGGUGAUUUGAACAAAAUUUUCCAUGAUUACACCGUGAAGAACAUUCGCUUGGUCAAAGAUAAGGAAACCGAUGUAUUCAAGGGCUUCUGCUAUGUAGAAUUUGGCACGCUGGACGAGUUGAAACAGGCCUUGGAUCUGGACGGGAUGAUUGUGCUUAACGAUAAUAUGGCCCCGCUCAGAAUUGACAUAGCGGAGCAAAAAAAGAAUGACCGUGGUGGCUUCAACAAAAGAGGUGGAGGAGGCGGCAUAGGCCAGCAAAAUCGCGGCGGACCAGGCGGGUUCAGUAACAAAGGAGGAAACCCGAACAACCGGCAAGGCGGUGAUAGAAACUACGGUAAUGACAACUAUGGAAGAAAUGACUUUGAUAGAAACCGCGGCCGCCCCAAUAAUUAUAACGAUCGUGGACCGAACCGUGGUAGAUAUGGUAACUUUAGUGACGAGCUUCGUGACGGCGGACGAGAUGGAGGAAGCCGAGAUGACUGGAGCCGAGAACACGAUGGCCGUGGAAACGAUAGGGGAGAUAACUAUAACCGUGGUGAUGGUGAUCGCUUCGGCCGAUACGCAGGUGGAAGCGGCGUUGUCGGAGCAACAGGAGGUGGUGUCCGUAGGGACCACCGCGAUAGUGACAGAAGAAAAGAACCAAAUCAAGCACCAUCCGCACUUAGUUUGGCGGAACGAGACGCUGGUAGACCCAAGUUGAACUUGAAACCACGAACUGUGGCUACACCGUUGAAUGCCCUAGCUGAAACAAAACAAGCGGCCGCUAUUUUUGGCAAUGCACGGCCCCGCGAGGAGAAAGUGGGUGAGGGAAGUACGUCGGAAGACUCAGAACGUAAAACGUCUGUCUCUUCAUCAACGGGAGAUGAUAAGCACGAGCCCAACUAAAGCUUUUCUUUAGUUUGUUAGUGUUAACUUUUUAGUUAUUUUUCCUUUUAUCAAAUGAGAGCGAAAGUAAAACAGUUUUUUUUUUACUAAAAUGCAUAUAAAUAUAGGAUGAAAAGCAGGAUUGCAAUGUGAAAUUACAAAACCAUACAUGAAAAUACAUGCAUACCUACAAGAAACUAUAAAAACCUAACAUAGACAUAUGUGUUUAAUUUAUGUUUUGAUUUUUACGCUUUUUUCUACGAUUUAAUAAAAAUAAUAUUAAAGAAAAUGCAAAAAAGAAAGAAUGAAAUACAGAAUAAAAUGUAAUUAUACUGCAAAUAAUUAUGAGACAGUAAAUUAUAUUAACUACUCUAGCACAUUGAUAUACUGCAAACCUAAAAGUUUAAAAAAAAACUUCUCAAGAGAAAAGCUGAAAACUGGAGUCUUACUAUAAGAAAAAUCUUUUUGAGCUAGUGAAACACUGUAAUAGUUAAACAGGCGAGUCGAGUAUUUAGCGCGUUUCUGAAAUUGUUUUACCCAAAAGUUUGCGUUGUCCGUUUUCUUUUUGCGUAUGAAGUGUUUUAAUUAGGAGGAUAUUUGAGACGAUUCAAUCAGUAGUGUAUGAGAAAGUUAUUGUUUAGUAGAAGAUUUCAAUGGCAAAAACGUUUAGUUCUUACAGUUGACGAUACUGUGAGCGCUGAAUUCGAUAGCUUUAUGCAGCUAAAGUUGCUUUACAUUGCGUUAGAUUUAACCGUCGGACAUCAGUAAAUGAGUUGUGAUUUGAUUUUUCUGUUUCCAUAUUCGAUUCAUUACGCCUCUGAAACUAGAAUAUUUUCAACACAUUAUGCACGAUUCGAUUCGCUUUUGAAAGGUUAAAAUUUUGGAAAUAAAUUCAAGGGCAAAAAUGUAAAAAAAUGAUAAGCAUAAUAUACACUCUUAUCUUUAA
Armigeres subalbatus is the source of this 2055-nucleotide messenger RNA. RefSeq names its product eukaryotic translation initiation factor 4H-like. The record is from RefSeq and is a predicted model, not a curated record. The transcript has 4 exons. Gene Ontology annotation, molecular function: RNA binding. Bases 78 to 1130 code for a protein of 350 amino acids. Lineage: Eukaryota; Metazoa; Arthropoda; Insecta; Diptera; Culicidae.